AUGGUAAAUGCAAACGAGUGGUUAGAUAAAAAAAUUCCGGCAGAUGAAAGAGAAAAAGCAACAACACUUUGCAUCUAUCAUCAAAAUUGUUCAUAUAGGAGUUCUCAAGACAAGAGAUAUUAUACAUAUCCUACUAAUGAAGAACAGAAUAACUCUCAAAGUGCUCCACAUUAUAGUUUUUAUAAUGUUAUUUUGGAAGGAAAGUUAGAUCUUAACAACUUUGUUAAUUUGAAUGAACUACGUAUCGAAGGUGAUGACCAGUACAAGGAUAAGGAUCGGCGACAAAAGUUAACUAGCUUGAAGAUUGAUAAAUGUACUAAGUUAGCUAAGAUCACAAUUAAUUAUACUACUCUUGGUUAUUUAAGCUUAGGUAGUAAACCGAACUUGCAAUCUGCUAAUUUUACUAGUAACAAAUGGCUUAAUUUUUGUGACAAUCUAUUAAAAAACCAAGUAGGAAAAUUAACCAGUUUAAUCCUAGCUAAAGACGAUAGUGAUUUAAAAUUAGAGGUUAAGAGAGUUAAUAAAGAAAGCUUAGAGUACCAGUUGGAUGUUACUAAAAGUAAUUUGGAUAGAAGUAAUCAAUUAUGGUUAGAAAGUUUGGUAGAUUCUCAAAAAGAAAUUUUAAAUAAUAGCAGUGCUUAUGCCCAUAAACAAUUAGAAAGAUGUAAAACAAUAUUGUCUGAAGUGUUAACUGCUGAAGAAAUUCAAGAUCUUUUAAGAAAAAUUAUAGAAAUAACUGAAUUGGAAACUCGAUUAAAUAAAGCAUCUUUGAAAGAUUAA
Molecule: messenger RNA, 780 nt
Organism: Dentiscutata erythropus
Lineage: Eukaryota; Fungi; Glomeromycota; Glomeromycetes; Diversisporales; Gigasporaceae
Source: the annotation of a GenBank genome assembly